AUGACACCAGCGGCAGUGGGGCUCGGGCAGGUCUGCCGUCGCGGCGUGAGCGUCGCCGCCCGAUCGUCCGACACUACGAGCAGCGACACCGCGGGCCACCCGGGCGGCAGCGGCGGCGGCGCGCCCCCAAAGCUACUGCAGCGUGCCGCCGCGGCGCUGUGCGCAGCCGCGAUGGUCCUGGCGCCGAUGCCGGGCGUGCCGAACGGCCUGCUUGACCCGGCGAUCGCCGCUGAUGUGGGCAAGGUCGGCACCUGCCUGCUGUCGAAGUGCCAGGGCGCCCUGGCCCGGUGCCUCGCGGACGGCCCCUGCCUGCAGAACCUGGUAUGCCUCAACCUCUGCAACGGGAACCCCGACGAGGCGGGGUGCCAAGUCAAGUGUGGCGACCAGUAUGGCGACAAGGCCAUAGAUGCCUUCAACUCGUGCGCCCUGAGCGAGCAGAAGUGCGUGCCCAAGCGCAUCGACGAGGACCUCUACCCUGUGCCGCCGGUCGAGGCCCUGGACAAGGCCUUUGAUAUCUCGGGCUUCACGGGCCGCUGGUACAUCACCGCGGGCCUCAACCCGCUGUUCGACACGUUUGACUGCCAGGAGCACUUCUUUGUGAACCCCGAGCCGGAUAAGAUCUCCGCUCAGAUCAACUGGCGCAUCAAGAAGCCCAACGGCGACUUCUCUGAGCGCAGCACCAUCCAGGACUUUGUGCAGGACAGCUCGCAGCCCGCCAUCCUAUACAACCACGAUAACGAAUUCCUUCACUACGAGGACGACUGGUACAUCCUGGGGUCGAAGCCUGACGAAUACAUCUUCAUCUAUUACAGGGGCAACAACGACGCGUGGAAGGGGUACGGCGGCGCAACUGUGUACACGCGGGAGCGGCAGCUGCCCCAGGAGUUGGUGCCGGAGCUGACUGAGGUGGCCAAGGGCGCCAACCUCAAGUGGUCGGACUUCACCAUAACGGACAACACGUGCGGCCCGCACCCGCCGCCGAAGCCGCUGCUGAAGGCCGUCGAGGCCGAGGCGGAGCGCGUGGAGGCGGCAGCUGAGAUGCAGCUGCGCAGCUUCGGCCGCGGCUUCACCGUGUUUGAGGACCGGCUGGCCUCAGAGCUGCUCGCGGAGGAGAAGGAGCUCGCGAAGGACCUGCGGGAGUUUGAGCAGCUGCUGGAGAAGGCCGAGAAGGAGGCGGCGGCCAAGUUACUGGAGGAGGAGGAGCUCGUGGUCAACGGGCUGCAGGGCUUCUUCAAUAAGGUGGCAAGCCUCUUCACACGCAGCUCCUGA
Molecule: messenger RNA, 1269 nt
Organism: Monoraphidium neglectum
Lineage: Eukaryota; Viridiplantae; Chlorophyta; Chlorophyceae; Sphaeropleales; Selenastraceae
Exons: 10
Coding region: 1-1269 (422 amino acids)
Biological process (GO): xanthophyll cycle
Molecular function (GO): violaxanthin de-epoxidase activity
Source: RefSeq, a predicted model, not a curated record